Molecule: messenger RNA, 3371 nt
Organism: Triplophysa rosa
Lineage: Eukaryota; Metazoa; Chordata; Actinopteri; Cypriniformes; Nemacheilidae
Gene: limk2
Product: LIM domain kinase 2
Exons: 16
Coding region: 217-2172 (651 amino acids)
Biological process (GO): protein phosphorylation; actin cytoskeleton organization
Cellular component (GO): nucleus; cytoplasm
Molecular function (GO): ATP binding; protein binding; protein serine/threonine kinase activity
Source: RefSeq, a predicted model, not a curated record
ACGUCAUCUGUCCGGACGAGAGCGAGAGAGCGAAAGUCUUAACGCUUUGUGGAAUUUUGUUUUUCUCGAAAUUCCUCACAUUCAGCUUGGAUUUUUCUUCGAGUCCCAGACAUGGAUCACAUAUGUAGGAUCGCUGACGCGGAACGUAUGGAUUGUACACAUUACUGAAACAGCAUGUGAGCUUUAACAAAUUGUAAUCAUCAGAUCAGGGAGGACAUGGACGAAAAUGAAGAUGUGACAGAGCGCGAGUGCACUGGCUGUGGUGGAAGCAUUCAGGAUGCGUUUCAUGUGAAGGUUCUCCAAGACGCCUGGCACAACUCAUGUUUCCAGUGUUCUGUGUGCUUUGAUCUCCUGACAAACUGGUACUUUGAGAAAGAAGGGAGACUGUACUGUCAUAAGCACUACUGCGAGAAGUUCGGGGAGUUGUGCCAUGGCUGCUCGCUGCUUAUGACCGGACCUGCUAUGGUGGCCGGAGAUUAUAAAUAUCACCCCGAGUGCUUUGUGUGUUUGAGCUGCAGGGUGGUGAUUGAGGAUCGGGACACUUAUGCCUUAGUAGAACGCACCAAACUUUACUGUGGUAAAUGCUACAAGCAGGUGGUUCUUACACCCAUGUUGGAGAAACGCGGUUUGGCCGACUCUCCGACGGACCUCCUCCCUCACACAGUGACCCUGGUGUCGAUGCCGUCCGCCACCAAUGGAAAACGCGGCUUCUCGGUCAGAGUCACUCGAGACUGCACCAGUGCCACGGUCAGCGUCCAGGUUAAAGAGGUUAGAGGGAUGCAUAUUAGUCCAGAGGUUCGGAACGCCAUCCACGUCGGAGAUCGGAUCCUGGAGAUCAACGGGCUACCGGUGUCAGCGCUGAUGGAGGAGGAGGUGGAGGACCUCAUCCAUCGGACCACUCAGACGCUGCAGCUGUUGAUCGAAUAUGAUCCAGUCAGACAGCGGCUGGACCGACUCCGUCUGGGCUCUUCCCGCAACCAGCUGGGUGUCCCGGCCGCCUCCCGUAUGCGUCUGUCCUCCCCAGCGAACGCUGAGAUUGAGCGGAGCGACUCUGUGGACAAUGGGACGUUAAAGAGAAGGUCCCUCAGACGUAGCAACAGCAUCUGUAAGUCUCCGGACUCUGCGUCUCCGAAAGAACCCCUGGUUCUGACCCGGGAUAUUGGGCGCUCCGAAUCCCUCCGCUCUCCUUCCAGCUGCUCGCAUCGUAUUUUCCGUCCUUGCGACCUCAUUCAUGGAGAAAUCCUCGGAAAAGGCUUCUUUGGACAGGCCAUCAAGGUGACCCAUAAAGCCACAGGGGAGGUGAUGGUCAUGAAAGAGCUUAUCCGCUGUGAUGAAGAGACGCAGAAAACAUUCCUGAAGGAGGUAAAAGUGAUGAGAAGUCUCGAUCAUCCACACGUUCUAAGGUUCAUCGGGGUCCUGUACAAAGACAAGCGACUCAAUCUGAUAACAGAGUUCAUCGAGGGCGGAACGCUGAAGGAUUUUAUUAGAGACACGGACCCAUUCCCAUGGGAACAGCGAGUUAGUUUCGCAAAGAGCAUUGCGUCUGGAAUGGCAUAUCUGCAUUCAAUGAGCAUCAUCCACCGAGAUCUCAACUCUCACAACUGCCUGAUCAAACUGGACAAAACAGUCGUGGUGGCAGAUUUUGGUCUGUCUCGUCUAAUCGUGGAAGAUAAGGUCAAACCGACCCCUGACAAACCAACCAAUAAGAAGAGGCUGUUUAGACGUUUGGACCGCAAGAAACGCUACACAGUGGUGGGGAAUCCUUAUUGGAUGGCGCCAGAGAUGCUCAAUGGUAAACGCUAUGAUGAGAAGGUGGACAUUUUCUCCUUUGGCAUUGUUCUCUGUGAGAUUAUUGGCCAGGUUUACGCAGAUCCUGAAUGUCUUCCAAGAACGAUGGAUUUCGGCCUCAGUGUGCCAAAAUUCAUGGAGAAAUUCCUUCCUGAGGACUGUCCUCCUGCUUUCUUCCCAUUGGCUGUGGCUUGCUGUGACCUCACCCCUGACAACCGGCCUGCUUUUCAAAAGUUGGAGGACUGUUUUGAGGCCUUAACUCUGAAUCAAGAGUUGGGGAUUCAUCUACCUGCUGAACUGGAUGAACUUCAACAAAACCUCUUAAGGACUUACGGACCAAGUGGCAUUGCUGCUUCUGAGAGCCAGGACGGCAACAAGACCUGAGCAACGGAGGCAAAGACACAUAGGGCUGGAUCUUUUUGUUGAGUUUACGGAACUGAAGCAUAUGAAAUGGACUUGCAUACAGGGAACAUGCGCUCAGCAUGUCUUGAAAAUAUUUAUCACGGCAUUCAGAUAUCUGAGGGCAUUUUUAACUGCGAAGUUGCGGGAUUCUGUUGAGGGAACAGGUACAUUUCAGUAACCCUGCGCUUUAUUUUGAGCAAAUUACGCUUUUUGCUUCUCUUUCGUAACAGUCUUAUUUGGUUUGUUUAGUUUAACCAUUUGGUCCUGAGUGCCUAACACGAGCUGAGUUUGCUCACGUUACGCAAAAAGAACAGUUUUGCAGUAAGUUUCAUGAAAUAAAGUUUAAAUGGGGUAUAUCAAAACCCUUAUUGAAUGAAAUAAGUGAUCGUUGCAGAUUUGUAGUGUAGCAGUAAUUGCAUUCGUGAAGUAUUUUGAUUUUGCAAGUUUAUAAAAUUAAUUUAGAAGGUUCUCAUGAUUUAAGUUAUUGAAAAGACCAGAGACUUUAGUCUGCCCUCUGGGGGUUGUUGUGCUUAUGUGCUUUCCUCAAUUCUGUACAUCAGCACUUGAGGUCACGACCUCUGUAACUGUAUAAUCCAAAGCCAGAGAGUGAAGUAACGGUUAUGAAAAAAGCAAGUUUUUGAUUUCUUAUUUGGUUUUGUACAGUGGUUUAUCUGAAAUGCGUUAUUGUAGCUAACACUUGGUACAGCAACUGUUAUAAAAACGAGUUGAUCAUUCUUUGACUCGCCUGACGUGGCACAGCAAGGGUUAUUAUUUUCAACUGAAUCUAAACCAAGCGAAAUGACGAGUGAGAUCGUGAUGCUGGAUUUUGACUGGCCGUUUCCAUGUGCUUUAGGCCCGAAGCAGGUCGCAAUAAAACAUCUGCAGUCGCAGUUGAACGAGUGAUGUGAGGAUGCUUGUAAAGAUGUAACUUAAUCCUCACUUUGAUCACAAAUGUUUAAAUUAAAACUGCAUAUAUUGUUCUUGUUUGUAUAAAUCUGAAGUUAGCUGAUUUUGGGAUAAUGUGUUUUUUGUAGGCGUUGGUUGAAUGUGAAUGUGUACGUUUUUUUUUGUCUAGAUUUAGCUGUCAAAGGUACUGACAUAUUGACAAUUUAUAACCACUACAUAUACCCUGCAGAAUUUCUUACACUAUUGUUGUGUUUUUGUGAAUAAACUAGUUUUAA